AUGGAAUCGCAGGUCGCCCAGAUCAUACACGUGAACGGAAUCGAGAACCUCUUGCUGCACUUUGUCUUCCAGAUCCCGAAGGAGAAUCCCGGGUUUAGUUGCCUCGACUACUCGCUCCAAAAGCCGAGCAAUCCGCUUGAGUCGAUGGGACAACUUUUGGAGUGGGAUAUUAUCGAGCAGCCGGCAUUAACGGACGAUGAUUUGUACCCGAUUAAUUUAAUGCGAAAUGUGGCUAGAAUGAUGCUCCCAAAAUACGCCCUAGCUACCGUAGUCGACGCCCAUUUCCGAUUUUCAACAGAUUUCGUGCGAAACUCCCUACUAGCCAUCGAAACAGCCCAAACCCCACUAACCUCAAUCUUUAUCUAUCCCAGCUUGGAGGGCCUCAUGGAUGCGGCGCUUCUUCUGCCGCUCACAAAGCCUGAAUUAAAAGCUGGAUUUGACCAGGGAUCGGUGCAGCCGUUUAUGACCUUGUUGAACACACAGGCACAUCGAUUGAAGGAACCUGACGCGUGGCUAGCGAAUACUGACGUGGGAUUUCAGCAAGCUGGAUACACUCACCAGGCCUACCAACCCCAGUUCAUCUCCUUGAAUACCCUCUACCUGAAUGCGAUAAGGACGGCGAGGAGGGAGCAGCUCCACAAAGCCAACGUCGAGAACGCCGAGGUUUUGGAAGAAGCUCGAGCCAAACGUCAGCUCCGGAUCCCGAAUGGUACCCUGCAGGAACCGGAGCAGAAACCCCCGGCCCAGCGGCUCCCCGAGGUGAUCGAGGAGCAGCCGGGGCAGCUGGGGACG
Messenger RNA from Mesorhabditis spiculigera, 792 nucleotides. Lineage: Eukaryota; Metazoa; Nematoda; Chromadorea; Rhabditida; Rhabditidae. The record is from the annotation of a GenBank genome assembly.